ACCAUUUCAAGAUUCAUCCAAAAUAACUUACUAUUGUACUCAAAUGCAUUUAAAAAAAACCCUACACUUGGUGGUCGACAAGUUCUUCGUAAAACUUCCAAAAUGAAUAAUUUUGAAGAAAUGACCA
Messenger RNA from Racocetra persica, 127 nucleotides. NCBI's taxonomy places the organism in Eukaryota, Fungi, Glomeromycota, Glomeromycetes, Diversisporales, Gigasporaceae. The record is from the annotation of a GenBank genome assembly.